CGCGGUACAACGAGGGAGAUUACUCCAACAGUCAAUCGUUUCCCGAGAGUAUUUCUUUUCUCUCGCCCAUUGCUCUUUCAACACGCUCUGGUCGGGCUUUCCUAUAGACUACCGUCUACUGCUUCCGUACCCCUGCACAUUUCAUGUGCCAAGGACCCAGUCGUCAUUGACCAGUGCGCAUGCUGGGCCCCAUUUCGGCGUGGACAGGCGCCUUUGCGCGCACACUGUCCGACACCACAAUUGACCGCACGCAAGAAAAUGAUGGGCCUCCUACUUGGAAGCUUAUUCUAGCUACUAUCUGUUUGAUCUGGUGCAUUACAGUCGCGCUGGUUUGCGCCGUGGGUUAUAUCCAAAUACAACGACAUUAUCUCUCGAUUCCACGAGAUGCUGCGUCGACUUCUCUCCCUCACCGCGACAUACCGCAUAUUACAAUUUUGCGGCCUGUAAAAGGGCUGGAACCUAGUCUUUACGAGUGUCUUGCGGCCACGUUUCGGCAGACGUAUCCCCGAGACAAGCUUACAAUCUACUUCUGCAUUUCCACGCGCGAUGACCCAGCAUUUCCGGUCUUGGGGAAGCUACUUGCUGACUUCCCCGAAUUCGAUGCCAAGAUUCUCAUCGAGGAGGACGAUGCUCAUUUGCAGGCGUAUGAUUCGACCAUGGGACCAAACCCCAAGGUUCGCAACAUGAGUAGAGGAUACCGGGAAGCCAAAGGGGAGUUGAUCUGGAUCAUUGACUGCAAUGUAUGGAUCGCAAGCGGCGUGGCAGGUCGCAUGGUCGACACUCUAUGCGGCUUCACGCACAACGGCGUCCCGGGGAAGAAGUACAAAUUCGUUCACCAGCUUCCUCUGGUGGUGGACACCGCGGGAAAGAUGUCAAGAGAGGAAGUCGAAGCGCGUGGAUUGUUGAACGGGCAUCACGAUGGCGAUGGCGACAUCUACGUUUCUUCUACGAAUUCAUCCACUUUCGAUAUUAAUCGAAACCGACCCUCUACUCGACUGGGCACGAUAUCAAGGAUUGGAGGAGGCCGGCUUGAGGAGCUCUUCAUGUCUUCUUCCCACGCCAAGUUUUACACUGCGAUAAAUACAGUUCUGAUCGCACCCUGCAUCGUCGGAAAGUCGAACAUGUUCCGCCGCGCGCAUCUUGACCACGUUACGUCGCAGGAAGAUCCUUCAAGGCCCUCUGGAAUCGACUUCUUUUCAGAGAAUAUCUGUGAGGACCACCUCAUUGGCGAUUUGCUCUGGCGCAAGCCUGUGCUAGAAGAACAGUACGAAAAAUGGGGCAAACACUGCAUGGUGUUUGGCGAUUUUGUCAUCCAACCUAUGGCCGGGAUGAGCGUAAAGGAGUACAUUGCCCGGCGAGUCCGCUGGCUGCGUGUUCGGAAAUUCACUGUCACAAUGGCUACGCUGGUCGAGCCUGGUACGGAGAGUUUCUUGUGUUCCAUCUACGGGGCAUUCGCAGUAACAACGUUGCCAUGGUUCCAUCGAAGGUUGGGAAUUCCUCCGAGCUGGACAGCAUUCGCGGUCUUCUGGUUCUUCAGCGUUGCCCUCUGGGCUUUCAUUGACUGGACACUGUAUCGCAAGCUGCAUUCCGGCGCAUCCAUUGCGGUUGAUGGCUAUACUCCGGCCUUUGCUCGCCCACCUGGAUCGUCCUCCCGCCGUCCUUUCCGGGAGUGGUUCCUUGCCUGGCUCGGUCGCGAAGCGCUGGCGUUUCCUGUCUGGUUCUGGGCGGUGUUUGGAGGAGUCACCGUACAGUGGCGUGGAAAGCGCUUCUGGGUUGGCAUGGACAUGAAGGUUCAUGAAAUAGCUGGCCAAGGUGGCUACAGCCAUGCUGGAGAUCUUGCAACGCCGCGUCCCUCAUCGCGGGGACGACGAAGUUCCGUGUCCGCGGCAUCAUCGCUCUCAUCUUCUUCGUCUACUAGUGCGCCCUAUGAUGGGCGUUCAAAAUCUCGGAGAGAUUGAAUGUCUUAAAAAAAGCACUAGGGUUUACUGUAUAUAAGGGUUGAUGCGAUGCGUACGUCGCACCGCACAAGGGAGACGUUGGACGAUGUUGAUGUCGAAGUUGAAGUGGAAAAGUUCAGCAUAUGAGAUUACGAAAAAGAUCCAUUUAACAUAACCAGCUUAGACUAGAUAGCCAGUUAUGUUGCACAGCAUUUGGCGUUUUAUAGGUAGAUGAUCCAUC
Messenger RNA from Xylona heveae TC161, 2178 nucleotides. Its product is annotated as glycosyltransferase family 21 protein. NCBI's taxonomy places the organism in Eukaryota, Fungi, Ascomycota, Xylonomycetes, Xylonales, Xylonaceae. Gene Ontology annotation, cellular component: membrane. Gene Ontology annotation, biological process: glucosylceramide biosynthetic process. The record is from RefSeq and is a predicted model, not a curated record. Bases 180 to 1958 code for a protein of 592 amino acids. The transcript has 2 exons. Gene Ontology annotation, molecular function: ceramide glucosyltransferase activity.